Brienomyrus brachyistius is the source of this 1764-nucleotide messenger RNA. It is a transcript of the gene eif2s3, whose product is annotated as eukaryotic translation initiation factor 2, subunit 3 gamma. Bases 59 to 1477 code for a protein of 472 amino acids. Gene Ontology annotation, cellular component: eukaryotic translation initiation factor 2 complex; cytosol. Gene Ontology annotation, molecular function: translation initiation factor activity; tRNA binding; GTPase activity. The record is from RefSeq and is a predicted model, not a curated record. Lineage: Eukaryota; Metazoa; Chordata; Actinopteri; Osteoglossiformes; Mormyridae. Gene Ontology annotation, biological process: formation of translation preinitiation complex; positive regulation of translational fidelity. The transcript is spliced from 12 exons.
CCUGUAAUAAAAGCAUUCAGGCGGAAGCGGUGGCUCCUAAUUUUCUUUUUCGCUCAAGAUGGCGGGUGACGAGUCGGGAGUGACGCUUGGGCAGCCCCAUCUUUUUAAACAGGAUUUAAGUUCCUUGGAUGUCAGCACACUGUCGCCACUCUCCCCUGAAAUCAUCAGCAGGCAGGCCACCAUCAAUAUCGGCACCAUCGGACAUGUGGCCCAUGGGAAGUCCACGGUGGUGAAAGCCAUCUCGGGGGUGCACACCGUCAGGUUCAAGAAUGAACUGGAGAGGAACAUCACUAUCAAGCUUGGCUAUGCCAAUGCUAAGAUAUACAAGCUGGAUGACCUCAGCUGUCCCAGGCCAGAGUGCUACCGCUCGUGUGGGAGCAGCACCCCCGACGAGUUCCCCACAGACAUUCCAGGCACCAAGGGCAACUUCAAACUCGUCAGGCAUGUGUCCUUUGUGGACUGUCCUGGUCAUGACAUCCUGAUGGCCACCAUGCUGAACGGAGCAGCAGUGAUGGACGCUGCCCUCUUACUCAUUGCGGGUAAUGAGUCGUGUCCGCAGCCCCAGACAUCGGAGCACCUGGCCGCCAUCGAGAUCAUGAAGCUGAAGCACAUCCUCAUCCUGCAGAACAAGAUCGACCUGGUGAAGGAGAGCCAGGCCAAAGAGCAAUAUGAGCAGAUCCUGGCCUUCGUACAGGGUACGGUGGCGGAGGGGGCCCCUAUCAUUCCCAUCUCUGCUCAGCUGAAGUACAACAUUGAGGUGGUGUGCGAAUACAUAGUCAAGAAGAUUCCCGUGCCGCUGCGCGACUUCACGUCCGAGCCCCGUCUUAUCGUGAUCCGGUCGUUUGAUGUAAACAAGCCGGGCUGCGAGGUGGAUGACCUGAAAGGGGGUGUGGCCGGGGGCAGCAUCCUCAAAGGGGUCCUGAAGGUGGGCCAGGAGCUGGAAGUGCGGCCCGGCAUUGUUUCCAAGGACCAUGAGGGGAAGCUCAUGUGCAAACCCAUCUUUUCCAAGAUCGUCUCGCUGUUCGCUGAGCAUAACGACCUGCAGUACGCUGCGCCCGGCGGGCUCAUCGGUGUGGGCACGAAGAUUGACCCCACGUUGUGCCGGGCGGACCGCAUGGUGGGCCAGGUGCUUGGUGCUGUCGGGGCGCUGCCUGAGAUCUUCACUGAGCUCGAGAUCUCCUACUUCCUGCUGCGGCGGUUGCUGGGAGUGCGUACGGAGGGGGACAAGAAGGCGGCUAAGGUUCAAAAGCUGUCAAAGAACGAGGUCCUGAUGGUCAACAUCGGGUCCCUAUCGACGGGGGGCCGUGUGAGUGCUGUCAAAGCGGACCUGGCCAAGAUCGUGCUGACCAACCCCGUGUGCACCGAGGUGGGGGAGAAGAUCGCACUGAGCAGGCGCGUGGAGAAGCACUGGCGCCUGAUUGGUUGGGGGCAGAUCAGAAGGGGAGUAACCAUCACUCCCACGGUGGAUGAUGACUGAAGAGGCUUACGGCGGCCAGCCACCAGGGGGGGCCAGCUGUGAGCACAGAUACCUGUAACAUACCUGUCAAUCAUCUUCGCAGUACCCGCCCAAAGGCAGCCUGCAAGCUGCGAUGGAGUGUGUACUGUGCGGGGAGGGGGGGAUACAAUGAGUUUAAAUCAAGUACUUUAUCCUCUGUUACAGAACCUGCAUAAUUUAUACACACCAUGACAGAAGGGCGUGGUACUGGGCUUGAUGGAGCUACACUGCCAGCUGCUGUCAAACAUCAAUAAAGUGUUUUGAUCAAA